Molecule: messenger RNA, 1635 nt
Organism: Lindgomyces ingoldianus
Lineage: Eukaryota; Fungi; Ascomycota; Dothideomycetes; Pleosporales; Lindgomycetaceae
Product: methylmalonate-semialdehyde dehydrogenase
Exons: 4
Coding region: 1-1635 (544 amino acids)
Biological process (GO): L-valine catabolic process; thymine catabolic process
Cellular component (GO): mitochondrion
Molecular function (GO): methylmalonate-semialdehyde dehydrogenase (acylating, NAD+) activity; malonate-semialdehyde dehydrogenase (acetylating, [NAD(P)+]) activity
Source: RefSeq, a predicted model, not a curated record
AUGUCGUCGCCUGCCAGCACAAACAAGAUCGCCUCGAGGCGGCUACAUGCCACUGCUCGACACCUCAAGCCUACAACUACCACGGCCGCCCUCAUCGCAGACUCGUAUCCGCUCAGCCAUGACCCCAUUGAGUCUCCAGUCGACACGCAGAACUUCUUAGAUAACAGGUUUGUGCCUUCAAAAGCGACGACGUGGCUAGACCUCCACGAUCCUGCCACCAACAAUCUCGUUACACGAGUGCCUCAGAGUACCAAUGAGGAGCUGCUGGCCGCUGUCGAUAGCGCGCAGAAGGCGUUCAAGCCAUGGAAGGAGACCAGCUUGCUUUACAGGCAACAGAUUAUGUUCAAAUACGUCGCAUUGAUCCGAGAGAACUGGGACAGGCUAGCUGCUAGUAUCACAUUGGAGCAAGGGAAGACUCUUGCCGAUGCAAAGGGUGAUGUCUUGCGCGGCUUGCAAGUAGCCGAGACGGCAUGCGGCAUCACGACCCAGAUGACGGGCGAGGUGCUGGAAGUCGCAAAAGAUAUGGAGACCAGAAGUUACCGAGAACCUCUUGGUGUUGUUGCUGCUAUUUGUCCCUUUAACUUCCCUGCCAUGAUUCCUCUGUGGUCAAUUCCCAUUGCGACAGUCGUCGGCAACACCAUCGUCAUCAAGCCCUCGGAGCGUGAUCCUGGCGCUUGCAUGAUCCUGGCUGAGCUCGCUGAGAAAGCUGGGUUUCCUGCGGGUGUAGUCAACAUCGUCCACGGCUCCGCGAAAACAGUCGACUUCAUCCUUGAUGAGCCGCGCAUCAAGGCCGUGAGCUUCGUAGGGAGUAACAAGGCUGGUGAAUAUAUCUACUCCCGCGCAUCAGCUAAUGGCAAGCGAGUCCAGGCGAACUUGGGUGCGAAGAAUCAUGCUGCUGUCCUCCCAGACUGCAACAAGAACCACGCCUUAAAUGCCAUUGCUGGUGCGGCUUUCGGUGCGGCUGGUCAACGAUGCAUGGCAUUGAGUACCCUUGUCAUGAUUGGCGAGACCAAGGACUGGGUGCCAGAGAUUGCGGAACGCGCAAAGGCUCUUAAGAUGGACGGUGGAUUUGAGGAGGGUGCUGACCUAGGACCCGUGAUCAGCCCACAGGCGAAGAAAAGGAUCGAAGAUCUGAUCGCCAGCGCUGAGGAAGAGGGUGCGACCAUCCUCCUCGAUGGCCGGGGCCAAAAACCUCCGAAGUACCCCAACGGUAACUGGGUUGGUCCGACCAUCAUCGCUAAUGUUAAGCCCGACAUGAAGUGCUACAAGGAGGAAAUUUUUGGUCCUGUCCUAGUCUGCCUCAAUGUAGGGACGAUAGAUGAGGCCAUUGAGCUCAUCAACGAGAAUGAGUAUGGAAACGGUACUGCUAUCUUUACCCGGUCUGGUGCCACAGCUGGUCGGUUCCAGCGAGAGAUUGAGGCAGGCCAGGUCGGCAUCAACGUCCCCAUUCCCGUCCCACUCCCCAUGUUUUCUUUCACGGGCAACAAGAAGUCGGUUGCUGGCGGAGGAGCCAACACAUUUUAUGGAAAACCAGGGCUGCAAUUCUACACCCAACAAAAGACAGUGACCAGUCUCUGGAGGAGCGAGGACGCCGUGGCUUCAAAGGCCAGCGUGAACAUGCCUACUCACAGCUAG